AUGCCUGUUUCAUCAAAUAUUUUUUAUGAUCUUGAAAACCGUAAAAUCACACGUGAAAAGGCUUGGGAAGUUGAUGGUUGGGCAGAGACAGUUUAUAAAACUGUUCGGUUGGUUCAAAAAAUGGAAACAAACAUUUUAAAACCAUUGGAUUUUAGCCCAUUAAGAUAG
Messenger RNA from Entrophospora sp. SA101, 168 nucleotides. The record is from the annotation of a GenBank genome assembly. NCBI's taxonomy places the organism in Eukaryota, Fungi, Glomeromycota, Glomeromycetes, Entrophosporales, Entrophosporaceae.